UGGGCCAGGAGCAUGCGCAGUGCAAAGGAACUUCUGUAAUGGCUGCCAGAUGGUAUAAGUGAGACUCGAUACAGUUUAUCGUCUCCUGGAAAAAAAACUUUGGCUAUAACAGACCGUUAACAUUUAAUAAACCGAGUUAAAAUGGUGUAUGUCUGUACGGAGACAUACAAGAAGACUGUACUGAACAGUGAUAGAGUAAACUGAUAUUAUCUGGUGGCCAUGGCGGUGUGGGAGCGUGUGGAGGCCGUGCUGAACGUGGGCCUCCGGGUGCCCAGCAUCAUGCUGCUGGAGGUGCUGUACCGCUGGGAUGUCAGCUCUUUUUUCCAGAAGAUCCAGAGGAGCAGCCUGAACAACAACCCCAUCUUUCAGUACAAGUACCUGGCUUUGUACCUGCAUUAUGUAGGCUACAUCCUCAGCCUGGUGUUGCUGACUCUGCCACGGCAGCAUUUGGUGCGCCUCUACCUGUAUGUGCUCACCGCUCUGCUGCUAUUUGCUGGACACCAGCUCUCCAGGGAUUAUGUUCGUAGUGAGCUGGACUCUGGCUAUGAAGGUCCUCUGUACCUGGAUCCACUCUCCAUGAACCGAUUCACCACAGCUCUAAUUGGUCAACUGGUGGUGUGUACACUGUGCUCUUGUGUGAUGCAGACGAAACAGAUCUGGCUGUUCUCGGCUCACCUUCUCCCCCUGGUGGCCCGUCUGUGCCUUGUCCCUUUGGAAACCGUUGUCUUCAUUAACCGCUUUGCCAUGAUCUUCACUGGGCUUGAAGUGAUCUACUUCCUUGCAUCUAACCUGCUGGUACCCUACAACUUGGCCAAGAAUGCCUACCGGGAGCUUGCACAGGUGGUGGAGGUGUAUGGGCUGCUGGCUCUGGGUAUGUCUCUGUGGAAUCAGCUCGUCUUGCCCGUGCUCUUCAUGUGCUUCUGGUUGGUGCUCUUCACGCUGCAGAUCUACACAUACUUCAGCACGCGGGACCAACCUCCCUCACGCGAGAGAUUGCUCUUCCUCUUCCUUACCAGCAUCGCAGAGUGCUGCUGUUCUCCAUACUCACUGUUGGGGCUGGUCUUCACCGUGUCUUUUGUGGCGCUGGGCGUCCUCACACUCUGCAAGUUCUACCUACAAGGUUACCGAGCCUUCAUGAAUGACAAUGCCAUGCACAGGGGAAUGACAGAAGGAAUCACUUUGCUGAUUCUGUCUGUUCAGACAGGGCUAAUUGAGCUGCAGGUAAUCCACCGGGCCUUUCUCCUGAGCAUCAUCCUCUUUAUCGUUGUGGCCUCUAUUUUGCAGUCCAUGCUGGAGAUUGCUGACCCCAUAGUGCUGGCACUGGGGGCUUCCAGGGACAAGAGUCUGUGGAAGCAUUUCCGAGCAGUGAGCCUGUGUCUGUUCCUGCUGAUCUUUCCUGCGUACAUGGUCUACAUGAUCUGCCAGUUCUUUCAUAUGGACUUCUGGCUGCUCAUCAUCAUCUCCUCCAGCAUCCUUACCUCACUUCAGGUGCUGGGCACGCUGCUGAUCUAUGUGCUCUUCAUGGUGGAGGAGCUACGCAAGGCACCGGUUGAGAACAUGGAUGAGGUCAUGUAUUUUGUGAACGGCACCUAUAGAUUCCUGGAGUUUGUGGUGGCACUCUUUGUGGUGGCCUAUGGUGUGUGUGAGACGCUCUUUGGACAGUGGAGUGUGAUGGGUUCCACCAUCAUUCUGCUGCACGCCUACUACAACGUGUGGCUGCGGGCACAGCUCGGCUGGCAGAGCUUCCUGUUGCGUCGUGAUGCUGUACACAAGAUUCAGAGCUUGCCCACAGCCUCAGCACUGCAAUUACAACAGCACAAUGAUAUCUGCGCCAUUUGCUAUCAGGACAUGAAGUCAGCAGUCAUCACACCUUGCGGUCACUUUUUCCAUGCAGGCUGCCUGAAAAAGUGGCUUUACGUGCAGGAGUCCUGCCCCCUUUGCCAUGGCCCUCUCAAGAGCCAAUCACCAUCCACCAGCACUCCUGUCCCAGCUCCUCCUAAUACAUCACCAGCCAAUGCAACUGCAGAACAGGCAGAACAGCAAGAUUUAGUGGCCGUAGAGGAGGCAACACAAGCUGGAGAGGCCUUCCCAAAUGUUGCAACCCAAUCAAGUCUUCAAAGUUCAUCUGAGCAAGAGGUUAACAGUGGCAAAUUUCAAGAAGAAUCCUGCAAAUGUGAUUCAAAAGUGGAUAAAGAAAACAUGGAAGAGGCUAGAGCUAAAGAAGCGCCACAGUCCAUUUCAAGUGUCCCUCCAUCCCCUUAAGCAGAGCUGUGCUCUGUGAUUUUCUCAGUUUUGACAGUUCAGAUUUAUCACAGUCGCAGUCACAGUGGUGACAGUUCAGAUUUAUCACAGUCGCACUGUAAGGGUGCCAAUCCUGAGAAGUCCUCUAAUAAGAUGACUUAUUAAGAGUCCUGGAGGUUGAUGGUCUAAACAAGACACACCCACUUUUUUCCACGUUAUACACACAUUUCGACUGUUAUAAAUCCAUUGAAGGAAUCGUUUUUGGGUGCUGGUGAGUUUUUCAGGAUUGUGAAUUAUAUCUGUUUUUUAAAUUAAUCUUUCUAACUGAACUUUAAUUCCACAUAGGGGUGGAUUUUUUGUUGGAUUUUUUUUUUUUUUUUUUUUUUUUGGGACAAUUUGCCAUAAUUUCUUUAAACAGAGUGUUCAAAUGGUCCAUAACUUUCUAUUGCACUACAAAUGAACCACAUUUAUUUCAAGAUUUCUUAAACAUUCUAAAUAAGAAAAUUCUAAAUUCUAAAGUAGAAUUAAGAAAUGUUACAGUUAAAUAUUUUAGUGUACAUAUGAAAUUUUGAACUGAUUUUGACAGAUUCCUCAACCCCAGAACUUCAAUCUGGAUGCUCAGACAUCUGCAGGGUCAAACAGGAUGUUUCGCUUGUAUUAUCAACAGAGGCAAGCACUGGCAAAUUAUGUUGGAAUUAUUGCACUAUGUUAGCUGCUUUUGAGCCAUCUUAGCUUCUUUCAUGUCUACCAUAAGGGGCCUCACAGCUUUAAAUAAUUACCUGAGAAACAGGUAGACUUAUUGUAGUGGGGAUGUCAUUUAUAUGUAGCUUGAUGCCAUGCCAUCCUGCUGUGACUCUGACAUAUAUGCUUCCAAGUCAGCUCUGUCCUUACCAGCAUGUAAUCCUUGUGUACAUGAGCUACAGCCCCUCGAAUAUAUGUGUCCAUAUAUAUGUUCACGUAUAUAUAUGUGCACAUGUGUACAUAUGUACGCACAUAUACCUAUCUAUAUGUCUACAUCUGUACAUUUAUAAAAUACUUUAAAUGAGUUUUGUUGUUUGAUAUGCCGAACAGUAUUGAAGCAGCAUCAACCGUUAUGACGUAGCAUUUGGGUUCGUGGGAACACUUUGAUGUCCUCUACAGGUAGAAGUGGGAUUGAGCCUAAAGAUGCUGAACGGGGUUUUGCUGCUUCUUAAUGUCAGAUUGACAGUAUUAAGAUAUUUGGUCAAUUUGUGUAGAUGAAUACAUAUAUAAUGUAUGAACACAAACAACCAAAUGAAACUGAUGGUUAGUGAUGUCUUAAUUUUGCACUUUUUGGAAGAAAAAUAAAACACAAAAUUAAGUAGCAUUUCAA
Pangasianodon hypophthalmus (striped catfish) is the source of this 3592-nucleotide messenger RNA. It is a transcript of the gene rnf145b, whose product is annotated as ring finger protein 145b. The coding region runs from base 220 to 2262 and encodes 680 amino acids. The record is from RefSeq and is a predicted model, not a curated record. The transcript is spliced from 11 exons. Gene Ontology annotation, cellular component: endomembrane system; endoplasmic reticulum. NCBI's taxonomy places the organism in Eukaryota, Metazoa, Chordata, Actinopteri, Siluriformes, Pangasiidae. Gene Ontology annotation, molecular function: ubiquitin protein ligase activity; zinc ion binding.